AACAGCGCAAACGGACUAAGAAGAUGCCUAGGAAGCAGCCCAAACAAGAUGCAAGGAAAAAGGAAUCUAAAAAAGAAUGUGCAGAAGAUGGCACAUCAAUGCCCAUUCCUCUGCUAAAGGAUUUGUUGAAGUCGUGUCUUGAAAUGCUUCCAAGGGAUAUGCAAUCUUCAGCCAUCAUAGCCGUGGAUCUGGCUCAAUGGGAGAUAGCAAGUAAUGUAAAGCGCAUCAUUAAUGACCACGUGAUCAGCGUUGCCACAAAUAUGGUGAGUCAGUUUCAAACUGAUCUUGAUCCCAAUAAAUCUGCUAGUAGUUCUAAGGAUCCAAUGACGUCCCUGGGUGUUGAUGCCAAUAAUUCUGCUGGUAAUUCUAAGGAUCUAGUGACGCCCCAAGAUGUUGGUUCGCCAUAUAUUGGGGAUCUAGUGAUGACCUCCAGGGACAGUGCUUCUACAUUGCCAUAUAUUGGGUAUCCAGUGAACCCCUCCAGGGUCAGUGCUUCUUUACCGCCAUAUCCUUUUCUUUCCUCCCGUCUUUCCGCUAUAGAUGCGGUGAAAGUUCCUGCUUCUGCAGCACGUAUUCUUUCAAGCAUAAGGAAGAGGAGGUGCGGUAAGAUCAAGAUGUCUGCAGUUGAAUGGCCAUAUGCUUGCAAAGAACUAUCUCAAAGGUUUAUUGAGUUAGCAGCAAAUAGAAAUAUGAUAGAGCAAGAGAAAAAAUAGUAGCCAGGGAUAGAGGACGAGAGAGAGACACUGUAGGGGAUAGAGAAGGAGACAGGGAAAGGGGAAGAGACACUGCAGGGGAAUGUGCAAAACAUUCCCAAACCCAUGAUUAGGCAGUCUGUAUGGCAACGCAGGAUCAGUUCGCAAAACAUUUUUAGUAAAUAUGGAAGACCACCAUUUGCAUCUCCAGUGUUUAGUGAACGUGUUGUGCCGACAAAAGAUAUGGCCAAUGAGACCAUCAGUCAUUUGUGUUCUAGCAAGACUUUACCUGAAGAAGAGACAUUGAUACGUAUCAGAGGGGUGAGCAUCUCUAAAAAUGCACUGACCGGGCUGUUCUUGAACAAUGAGAAGAUAAGUCUGGACAUCAUGAGAGCAUUCCUAAUAUGCUUCAGAUCUGAUAACCAUUCUAGAACAAAAUUCUUUUUCCUGCCACAAUCGAUGGAGUCUAUUGAGGGUGGGGAAUUAGAAAGAGAUUUUCUACAAGCUCUGGAUCAGGAUAUGAGGUCCAAACAGUCAGUGCGGAAUUCUCGGCUGAUAUUUAUCCCUGUGAUCACCGGUGAUGGCCGUAUAUUUGUCUUUUGUUACAAUUCAAAGCACGUUAAGUUAGAGUUUCUAAGCUGCAAAAAUUCUGAUGAAUCCUGGUCUGAAGGUGACACCAUGUGCAAUACCAUCUUUGACAAACUAGAAUUUGCUGUAGACAUGAAUGGGGUGCUAUCCUGCCAUAGAAGGAACUGUCAUGUUAAUUGGUCCUCUCACAUGGAUAAGAUAUCUGAUAGUAGUUUAUUGGCCUUACUAUUUAUGGAGCACUUCUGUGGUGAGGGGGAUUGGCUGAAGGAUGAUAUGAUUACAGAUUAUAAAGGUAUAGUUGUGCGUUACCUUUUAUACCACAAAUUAAACGAAGUGGCCCUGCCUGAGGAGUUCCCUCGGUCGCUGCCCCAGGAGUUUAACGAGCCACUUACCAAUAUGCCGGGGGGUGUCGCCAGGUGCUUAAGAAAGAAGAGGAAAAUACUAGAGAAGGGAACUAUGACAAAUAGGAAAAGACUAGAGAAGGAAACUAUGACAAAGAAGCUGAAAAUGCAGACUGGGAAGUCAAAUCCAAAGCCAAGGCAGCAGGCGGCAACAAAGAAUUUGUAGAUUGGGAAGGGAAAUCCAAAGACAGGGCAGCAGGCGGCAACAAAGAAUUUGCAGACUGGGAAGGCAAAUCCAAAGACAAGGCAGUAGGCGGCAACAAAGAACUUGCAGACUGGGAAGGCAAAUCCAAAGUCAAGGCAGCAGGAGGCAACAAAUAAAACCAAGUGAAGGAAACAGAAGGCAAAGUAGAAAAAGAAUGCGAAGAGCAAUGGCUGCGGAAGUAGGUUGGGACCCUUUUUUCAUGUAAACAGUGCAGGUGGUUAAGCCCCAAGUGUGGGAGUUGGCGUGAAACCUUUUGUUGUGUACAUAGUGCAGGUGGUUAAGACCUUUUGUUGUGUA
Molecule: messenger RNA, 2183 nt
Organism: Sorghum bicolor (sorghum)
Lineage: Eukaryota; Viridiplantae; Streptophyta; Magnoliopsida; Poales; Poaceae
Exons: 6
Coding region: 819-1847 (342 amino acids)
Source: RefSeq, a predicted model, not a curated record